Molecule: messenger RNA, 2313 nt
Organism: Pecten maximus
Lineage: Eukaryota; Metazoa; Mollusca; Bivalvia; Pectinida; Pectinidae
Exons: 6
Coding region: 108-821 (237 amino acids)
Source: RefSeq, a predicted model, not a curated record
UUCCGGAACCAUUUUGUUGUUAUUUGAGAUAUAGGCCCUAGGCAGACAUAUUACAGAUUUGAAGAUAACGUUUUCUGCAACAUGGGAUAGACACGUCUGAUCUAAUCAUGGCUGACAACUUUCUCAUCGCUGUCAUCAGUAUUUUUCUCAUAUUAAUAGAGUUCUGCCAAGGGCAGAUUUGUAAAUAUCAUCACUUACAUGCAGACUGCUACUACAGAAUCGAUGGAAUUUGCCUCUCACACAUCACAGUCGACAUUAACCAAUGUGAUGAUCCAAUCUCGAUCAAUCUGUCUAUCACUUGCAAAAAUCCAGCAGUGGAUUGGAAAGCGUCGUUUAGUCGAGAGGUUGAUAGGAGGAUGGUCGGCGGGUUUGAUCAGGAAGUUUUCAUAACAGUACAACAAGGCUUCACAGACAACAAAAAGUAUCGAAUCAAUAUUGAUUUCAUCUCUGAAAAAACGGGAAGGGUUCAUUUCAUGGAUGAGAAGUUGGCUCUCAUAACAGAAGGGUGUGCUACUUUGAAUGACGCUGCUAAAGUGGCGGUGGGAGUUCUCAUACCGCUACUGGUUCUAUCGAUCGUAGCCCUGGUGGUGAUCAUCGUAAUCAGGAAAAGACAACUGAGGAAGCAACAACUUACACAGACAAUGUUAGUGAACAACUUAGAAGUUCCUUGUCCCUCCGACCUGCCAGGUCAGCUGGACAGAAGUGAGGAAACGGAUGCCAGUCAGGAGUCUUCCUCCAGUAGGAGUGUGAUUAAUGGAGAUGCUGUGGUUUUCUCGCAGCUUCCAAGGACGCAGAUCGUAAACGAAAACCCGACUUGUUGAUAACCGUCACUAUUUAUUGGAUUUUGUUUAUACAGAAAAUUAUCGUAGCUUCCGAGGACGCAGAUCGUAAACAAAAACCUUACAUGGUAAUAACCGAUGCUAUUUAUUGGAUUUUUUUUAUACAGAAAACUGUAUAAGAAGUCUGAUUCACUUCAAAGCUUAAACUAUAGGAAUACUUAAUAUCUUGAUGAUUUUCAAAUUAUACCACAUUUUUUCUCAAGACUCUACUGUUAUAUUUUUAGUAACAAAAAAAUUGAGGACGCAUACGGCUUAUUUGUGAACUACUUUUAUCUUAUUCUAAAAUCGAUAAUUCUGCAAUACAGUACUUCCCAUGAUGAGCUAAUGAUGGUGGAUUAAUGGUAUCUGCACAAGGAAGUAUAUUAUAUGCCUAUUUGUACCACAAUACCUUGUGUUAUUCCACUCUCAGGCCAUUGUAUAAAUGUGCUGACUGUUGGAUAUAUAUGUUAUAUUCCACAAGUGAGAAUAUAACCUUCCGGUCUUUUGAUUGGUCAAGAAUUCGAACUUUGACCUGAACUGCAAUUGUUAUUAACCUCAUCAGUAAUCAAACGGCAUACUGUAAAUCACUUAUAUUUCACGUGGGAUUUAUUUUCGCGUUAAUGCGCGAGGAGAGUCAAACUCAAAUUCAAAUCCCUCGCGAAUAUUUGUAUAAGAAUGACAAGAAUAAGUGACAUCCAUUUUGAAUCUAUCGUAAUCUUUAGUUGGUGAAUAGACAUCGUCGUUAAAGUAAUAAUAAAAUGAUAGAUUAGAUAAUCAUACCAGAAUGUAAUUCUAUAUCACAAAACAACAAACUUUCACGCAAAAAAUCUCGCUGAACACUAAUAUUGUAGUUGAACUCGGACUUAAUUACCUUCUAGACGACGUUUUAGUUAAUUCAAGUCCAGUAUUUACUGUCCCAAUGAUCCCGGAUGGUCACCCGGAAGACGUCGUACUUUAUUACCUGCGCUGUUAUUUAUGUAAACUUACAUGUAUGUUGUGAAAGCUUUGUAGCCGUUUCAGAAGAACACACAAUCUCUUGAACGCCAGAGUUUCUAGUCCAGGUGUUUAUUAAUAUGAGAUGGAAGCCUACAAUUAAAUAAAGUACUAAUAAUACCAAUGGACAGGAUAAUUGUAGGAAAUAAAUAGAUAAUAAGAGAUAGAGUAUACUUUUACAUGAAUAUUAUAAUAUAAAUGAAGAUAUUAUUACACUAUUAUAAUAUUACUACAUAUCAACAGUAUACUGGUUAGUCUGUCUUACCAGGUUCCAGGGGAUGACAGGCCAACCGCCCAAUUCCAUGCCAUAGGUACAAGUGAGAGUGCAAGGGAUUGAGGUGUGUGAGGGCAUGUGGCUGUGCAUGCGCCUUCGAGUAUUCUCGAGAUGCAUGCACAGUCACAGGUGAUUGAUACUCAUACAUUCCACUCUCUCAAUCAAGCGACACUAACAUGCACACAUGGACAGGCUAGGCCCGGAUUAUGUAUUGAGUAAUAUAUAUAA